AUGGAAGUUGUUCAAAUAGAAGACCAUGUUCAAUUGAAUUUAAAUGAUAGCCUCGACACACCAAUAUUAUCCAAAUUAGUGAACUAUGAACCAUUAUCAAACACGAACCUUAAAUUUAAAUCAUUUCCCUUAAGUGAAUUAUCUUCUACUGAAUCAUUCCGAGAUCAAGAAUCUCUAGUUAUUAAAGAUUUAUUGAACGUAUUACUAGGUUUAGAUGGGGCAUAUAUUCGAUAUAAUAAUAGUUUCAAUCCUGUUAAUGAUCAUAUACCAGAUUUUAGAAUUGCGAAGAAAAUGGAUUCUACUUUAAAGGCACUAUGUAAUAAAGUUGUGAAAUUAGGGAGACAAUAUUUUUUUGUCUGUCGGUAUAUGGAACGAUUAUCUGAUUUAUCAUUUGGAAUGGUUUUACAAAGGUUAUCUUUCGAAAUUAGACAGUUUAUUCGAUUAUAUUAUUUGAGAUUCGUUAAUUCGUUGGAAAAGGAAUUCAUUGAAAAUCUUAACUUCUCCAUUAGAGAUUUAGUCCAAAAGAUCAAAGAUUCUGAAAUUGUUAAACAACUGGAGUUAUUUUAUCUAAUUUGUUUGAAAAUCGAUAAUGAAAUGAAUUUGAGGAAUAAUAUAGAUUUAAUGGAACAGGAUUUCAAUAAUUUUAUUAAUGAUUUGAAAGAUGAAACACAGUAUAAGAGUGAUAUUUUAUUAGCGACGGACAGUAGUAUCUUACCUAUUCCAAGAGGUGGUAUAAUAUUGAAAAUCGUCCAAGAAUUUAUUGAAGAUAAUUUGGGCGAUAAAUCAAGUGUUACAUUUUUGAAAAAUUUAUUAAAUAGUAUUAGUGUUAAUUAUUGUGAUAUGCUACAACAAUGGAUGACCCAAGGUGAAUUGAUUGAUCCGUAUAAUGAAUUUAUGAUUUGUGACGCGAUGAAGAAUGCUGAUUUGAAAACAAAUUACUUGAAAUAUGAUGAUAGAUUAUGGUUUACCCGAUAUCGUAUUCGUAAAGACGGUCUCCUCAAGAAAUUUGAACUUAAAGAUGGGAAUGUACUGUUAUUUAAAGUGUUAAUGACAGGUAAAUUAUUAAACAUACUUCGAACUAGUCUUAACAUGAGUAAAUUACCAAUAGAUAGUAACAAUGACUUAACUGAUUUCGUUCAGUUAACCGAGGGAACAAAUCUUGAGUUAUACAUUAACAAAUGGUAUGAAAACGCAAACAGAUUGUGUUUGCAAUUGUAUUUUGAAAGUUAUGAUUUAGAGUUAUUUUUAAACUGUUUACAAAGAGAGUAUUUUGGUUAUCAAAAUGGAAAUGGCAUUUCAAUUUUCUUACAAAGAAACAUAAUCGAUCUAUCAAGACAUUAUUCAAAGAAUCAUAAAGGUCUAGAGAGAAAGCUUUCACAGUAUUUUGAAUCUCAAAAACAAUUUGUGCCUUCUGAUAAUUUAGUUUCACAACGUAUGACUUUACAAUUAGAUAAAAACUCUUUCCAACAAGUGAUCUUACAAUACGUCCAACAAGAUAAUAUACUGAAUGAUAAGAAUCCAUUACAAGAUAGUAGUGAUAAAAUCUUACAUGCGCCGAAUUUUGAAAAUUUGAGAUCCAUUUUGUUAAAUGAAGCAAGUCAUUUACCAAAAUCAUCCAAAGAAUCUAGAAAAAGUAAUAUCCAUUAUUUGCAAUUCAAUUUGAAUGUCCCGUAUCCUUUAAAUAUCAUAAUUAGUAGAAUUUGCAUUGACCAAUAUCAAAUAAUAUCAAGAUAUAUCCAUCUCCUCCAAUAUCACGGGAAACUGCUAGAUGAUACAUGGUUUGAAAUCAAUAAACACAAAAUAUGGCGGUAUAAAGGUUAUAAUUCCAAUAUUAACCGAACUAUCAUUAAACGGUGUCGGAUAUUGCAUAAUAAGAUGAAUAAUUUUGUUAAGGUGGUAUUGGAAUAUUUCACACAAAACGUCAUUGAUAAAGAAAUUACAAAGAUAAUCAAUUCGAAUAAAGCGACUACGAUUAAUGAUUUACAAAAUGUUCUUCAAGAAAGUUUAACCAAUAUAAUGACAAAUUGUUGCCUGUCACAAUUAAUCGAAAUUCAGUUACAACUGUUUGAGAUAAUUCACAAAUUUUCCAAAUUCAUUAUUUCAAUGAGACAAAAACUAUGUCGUCUGAAUCCAACAAUAUACGAGCAUUACCUUUCAAGAAGUUAUGAAGAAAACAACAAUAAUGCACAAGACGGCUAUAAUGAAGAAGAGGCCUUACUGUUGACGUCUAAUAUUGGUGCUUAUAUUGAACAGGUUUAUUUCGGAUUUGAUCAACAUGUAGAAGCAUUCAUUGAAGGAUUGACACAUUAUUACAAUAGUAGGACAGAAGUCCGUGAUUCUGCUGGGAAUGACAAUAGUGGGCGGCUAAUUAACUCGUUAAGGAUGUUAAAGGGAUAA
This is a messenger RNA of Naumovozyma dairenensis CBS 421, 2397 nucleotides long. RefSeq names its product gamma-tubulin-complex subunit SPC97 (gene SPC97). Lineage: Eukaryota; Fungi; Ascomycota; Saccharomycetes; Saccharomycetales; Saccharomycetaceae. Gene Ontology annotation, cellular component: equatorial microtubule organizing center; spindle pole; gamma-tubulin small complex. Bases 1 to 2397 code for a protein of 798 amino acids. The transcript has a single exon. Gene Ontology annotation, biological process: meiotic cell cycle; cytoplasmic microtubule organization; spindle assembly. Gene Ontology annotation, molecular function: microtubule minus-end binding; gamma-tubulin binding. The record is from RefSeq and is a predicted model, not a curated record.